This is a messenger RNA of Bombyx mori (domestic silkworm), 5884 nucleotides long. RefSeq names its product probable phosphorylase b kinase regulatory subunit alpha. Bases 159 to 3833 code for a protein of 1224 amino acids. Lineage: Eukaryota; Metazoa; Arthropoda; Insecta; Lepidoptera; Bombycidae. The transcript is spliced from 17 exons. Gene Ontology annotation, cellular component: phosphorylase kinase complex. Gene Ontology annotation, molecular function: calmodulin binding. Gene Ontology annotation, biological process: glycogen metabolic process. The record is from RefSeq and is a predicted model, not a curated record.
GACAAUGACACUAUUGACUUUGAGUAUCUCCCUGGACUUGUACAAAUACCUAUUUUGAGGAUCGUUUUCCAGUGGUUUUGAAUCUUGUAAAGUAAAGCAAAAGUAUUAAAAGAAAAACAAUCUCCGAUUUUGGCAAAUGCAUAUCUGUUGAGCACAAAAUGAGGACCCGAAGUAACUCGGGCGUCCGUUUGGAUUACUACCAAAGGAUCAUACACAAGUUAAUUUUAGAUCAUCAGCAACCAGUUACUGGCUUGUUCCCUGCUAGUCCUCAAAACGACCAUGCCUGGAUUAGAGAUAACCUGUACUGUAUAUUAGCAGUAUGGGGACUGUCGAUGGCGUUCAAGAAAAUUGCCGACCAAGAUGAGGAUCGUGCUAAAACAUAUGAGUUAGAGCAGAGCUGUGUGAAGCUUAUGAGAGGUUUACUCAUGGCUAUGAUGCAGCAAAAAGAUAAAGUAGAGAAAUUCAAAACAACACAACAUUCAUUAGACUCUCUUCAUGCUAAGUACUCAUCAACAACUGGACAGAUUGUUGUUAAAGACAAUGAAUGGGGCCAUUUGCAGAUUGAUGCCAUUUCUUUGUAUUUACUCAUACUUGCACAGAUGACUGCUUCAGGACUACAGAUUGUAUUUUCAUUAGAUGAAGUGGCUUUCAUUCAAAACUUAGUUUUCUACAUUGAGUCUGCAUAUUGCACACCAGACUAUGGCAUCUGGGAGAGGGGUGACAAAACAAAUCAUGGUUUGCCAGAGCUAAAUGCUAGUUCUAUUGGGAUGGCCAAAGCUGCUCUUGAGGCCAUGAACGAACUUGAUUUAUUUGGAGCUCGUGGGGGUCCUUCCAGCGUGAUUCACGUGUUAGCGGAUGAAGCUCAAAAAUGUCAGGCAGUACUUCAGUCAAUGCUACCUCGAGAAUCAAAUAGUAAAGAAUUAGAUUCAGGCUUACUGUCUAUUAUUAGCUAUCCUGCAUUUGCUGUUGAUGAUCCACAAUUGAUAGCGAAAACCAGAGAUGCUAUUAUAACAAAGCUGCAGGGAAAGUAUGGAUGUAAAAGAUUUUUACGAGAUGGUCACAAAACCCCAAGAGAAGAUCCCAACAGGCUAUACUAUGAACCAUGGGAGUUGAGGAUGUUUGAAAACAUUGAAUGUGAAUGGCCUCUUUUCUUUUGCUAUCUCAUUCUCGAUUACUGUUUCCAAGGAGACAAAAUAAAUGGAGGGGAAUAUAUGCAAAAAUUAGAAAAAAUUAUGAUAAGGAAAGAUGAUGGGAUAAGGCUUGUACCUGAGUUGUAUUCAGUUCCUGCAGAUAAAGCUGACUUAGAGCAGAGUGAACCUGGGACUCAAGAGAGGAUACCUCUUGGCAGAUGUCCGUUUAUUUGGGCUCAAUCUCUAUACAUACUCGGAAAACUAUUACAAGAAGGAUUUUUGGCUGUUGGUGAAUUAGAUCCCUUAAAUAGAAGAUUAUGUUCAGAAAAGAAACCAGAUGUGGUUGUACAGAUAGUUAUACUUGCUGAAGACAAUGACAUAAGGGAUAAACUGCUUGAGUAUGACUUGCACGUUCAAACUAUCAGUGAAGUGGCACCUAUCGAAGUUCAACCAGCUAGAGUAUUGAGCCAUCUAUAUACAUAUUUGGGUAGAAACAAAAAGCUUGGUCUGUCUGGAAGAAAAUCACGUGAUGUUGGCAUUCUUAGUACAAGCAAAUUGUAUUCUUUGAAUGACAGAAUAUUUGCCUUUACACCCCAGUUUUCUGACAUGAAACGUUUCUACAUAGCUUCCGACUAUGAACUGAUGGUCGAUACUCUUAAAGCCGAAAUAAAUUUCUUGAAGUCCUCCUGGCAAAAUCUUCUCGGGAGACCUCUUGUUGUAUUGACCUUGAAUAAAAUGCAUUUAGAUCAAGGCAGAAUCCCGAUGGCGAUGAUAACGACAAUGAAAAAACUGAAGUCAGGUUAUAUAAACGGCACCAGAGUAACUCUUGGUAAUCUAGGAGAGUUUCUGAGCACGUCCGCCAUUACGAACUUGAGUUUUCUGGGAAGUCAAGAAGAGGGGUACCCGGAUAAACUAAAUCCUCAAGUUCAAUGCUAUUUAGAAGAACACUUAUUAAAGUCAUUCAGUAAUAAGAUGAGCGUUUUACAACGCGUCCCCGGCGCUAAGCACGGCCGAGCUCUACGGCGACGCAUGUCAGUCAGGGGAGCUAUAAAAAAAACGCGUUCUAUUAAUGUUGAUUCUGACACACUGGGUAUGGAAGGUGAAUACGUGGGCCCGCUGUUGGAACGCAAGCCGUCCUUGCUUGAAGUUGACCCCACCCACGCCGGCCGCAGUCCCUCACCCGAAGAAGCCAAAAAGAAAGUUUUCACUAAGGGUACGUCGACUACAAACUUGGGAGUGGCGCCGCCGACAAUCGAAAUCACCAAAGACCAAACGACAUCUCCACCUAAAGAAGUCGUGAACAAGUCUCCUCCGGUCUUACGCAACCGGACCGUAUCGGAGUCUCAGAGCGUGGUGUACGCCGAACAAGAAACGGACGAGUUGUUGGCGAUGCUCCGUGAAACCGAGAGUCUGGACGAGCAAGGGGACAUACUGCAGUAUCUGGUCGAUACGCACGGCUUAGACUUUAAUACCGAUAUGCUAGAAAACGGUAAGGUGGUGACAGUGAAGGACCUACUGAAGGUACUGUACGAGAAGGCGUGCACUCAAAAGCUGUGGGGCCUAGUCCGGCACACGGCCGGGAUGCUGGGCAAGAGAGUCGAGGAUCUCGCUAAAGCCGUGACUGAUCUGCUGGUGAGACAGAAGCAGAUCACCGUGGGCAUGCCGCCGAACAACGAGCACACUAUAACAGCGCCGCUACCCGAAAAUGAACUCAGACAACUCAUACAUUUGGCUUAUGGCGACGAUGAGAGCACAGCGAUGUUGACGCAAGAACUACUCGUGUACUUAGCGAUGUUUAUAAGAACCGAACCGCAACUGUUCUUGGAGAUGUUACGUCUUAGGGUCGGCCUUAUUAUACAGGUCAUGGCCACUGAGCUAUCGAGGACGCUGUCUUGCGACGGAGAAGAAGCAUCCGAACAUCUCCUGAACUUAUCACCGUUUGAGAUGAAAAACCUUCUGUAUCACAUACUGAGCGGAAAGGAGUUUGCCAUAAACAGUGUCGGCCGCGGAAACUUCUCGAUUGUGAGCAACAAGUCCAAUCGCUACGGAAAAAAAUCUCAGAUUGUUCUUGAAGGGCAAUCACUUCAAGGCAGUAUCGAUGAGACGCCAAUGGUUGAGCCGGAUCGUCAAGGCCAGUGGCUACGUCGACGCCGACUGGACGGCGCCCUAAAUCGCGUACCGCGCGACUUUUACCCGAGGGUUUGGGGUGUCUUGGAAAAGUGUCAAGGCCUCAUAAUCCAGGGGAAGAUUCUGCAACCGCAUUUAACGCAAGAAAUGACUCCCGGUGAACUGAAGUUUGCGCUGGCCGUCGAGACCGUGUUGAAUUCCAUACCGCAACCGGAGUACCGACAGUUGGUCGUGGAGGCCCUGAUGGUGCUCACUUUAGUCGUGGAGUACAAGGCGGUGGCGCAUCUUGGCGAAGCGAUCGAAGUCGAACUAUUAGUGCACAAAGCUAAUCAAAUAUUCUUGGAAGAUCAGGGUCUGUGCAACGGCGACGCGACGCUGUGCUGUGCGAAGGGCGCGGAGAGGGGGGCGGCGCUGGUAUGCGGCGGCGCGGCGGCCGUGUGCCAGCACCUGUACGACAGCGCGCCCAGCGGCUCCUACGGCACCAUGACGUACCUCGCGCGCGCCACCGCCGCGCUGCUAGCCGCCCGCCGGCCGCCCGGCGCGCCCGACGCCGCGCUCGACUGCACCAUCACGUGACCGCGCCGCACACGUCCAACUGCCGCUUAGAUAAUAUUAUACCGUUGUGGCGACUUACUUAUCCGCCGCACUUGGGCAACCGCCUUACAAUUCGACAAAAUCGUUGUCGCUUGUGAUUUUAGGCCAUCAUCCAUUAUUGUUGCCUAUACUAAUAUUAUAAAUAGGAAAGAUUUGUUUGUUUGUUUGUAUUGAAUAGGCUCCGAAACUACUGAACCGAUUUGAAAAAUUCAUUCAUUAUUUGGAAGGUACAUUAUUUCCGAGUAACACAGGCUAUAUAAUUUUUUAACAAAAAUGAGGAUCCUUACUAAAGCACCAACAAUGUAACCUAAGGUGUAAAAAAAUUACCUAAAAUAUUGUUUACAUCGCGUGCCCUGCGAAUACUAUUGAUGAUAGAAUAAAAUAAUGUACUACGACUUUAUAGAACACAAUUAUUAUUUACAAAAAGUGUCUAACUAUUAUAGUUAUGCCGCAAUAAGUAUUCUUUUAUUUAAAAAAAUAAACGUCAAAUAUCGUUGAAAUUUUUGUUAAAGACCCGAGCGGAGCCGGAGCGGGCUGCUUGUUAUACAUAUGAAAUUUCCUCUUCAAUCACUAUCUAUUAAAAAAAACGCAUCAAAAUCCGUUGGGUAGUUUUAAAGAUUUAAGCAUACAUAGGGAUAUAGGGACAGAGAAAGCGACUUUGUUUUAUACUAUGUAGUGAUACCGUUGUGGCGACUCACUUAUCCGCCAUUACUUGGGCAACUGUCUUAAAAUUCGACAAAAUCGCUGUCGCUUGUGAUUUUAGGCCAUCAUCCGUUAUUAUUGUUGUCAAAGCACGUUCAGAGAUAGUUCGGCAUCUUGGAAAAUGCGGGCAGUACAUAUUUAUACUCACUGUGUUACCCAUCCUUCGUGUCAGUGCCUACCCAAGACAAUUAGUGAAGCACCACUACGCGCCUACACCAUGUCUUAUUUCUUAUUGCUUUAGAUGGGCAGACUGACCAACAUAAGUGGCCCCAGAUCAUACGUCGAAAAGAUCUCAGGUGAUCCUCAGCAAUGAGUGAUCGAUUUGAAGAAGAGAUGGGUAGGCGAAUUAACAGCCUACUCGAUGUUACGUGCUCCUAAGGCCGAUAGACAAAACGACAGCAAUAUUUAGUGGGAGGGUAACUUCUAUUACACUACUUUUGACAUAAUGUCACACAUGAUCACCGUAUCCUUUCAAGCCUUAAAAUUGAAACACACAACAAAUAGUGUACUCCGUUAGCAAUUUAAGCUAAUUCGUUUGUAAUAAAUUAUAAUAAAAAAGUAAGAACAAAUACAUUUACAACGAAAUCAUUCAUCAUCAAUCAGGAUUCGCAAGGAUAAAUAAUAAGGAUUUCGUUUUUUUACUCCCUGAAUAAUAAAUCAAAAUAAUUAUUUAACAUGCUUUUCUCACUGAAGCCCCACAAGAUUACCCAAAAAGGGUAGACUUUGCACACGCUUCUCAGCGUUUCUUGUUUUGUGGUUUCGCGUUGCUCCAUGCUCUCGAGUGCAGUUUGAACUCUAGUUGAAAUUCACCUUUAGCCAGAGUAAGUUUCAAAUUUUUUCACAGAUUUUUAAGGUUUUUAUUACCGAGCCUAAUUUCAAAAUUAAUCCCAUAUUUAUUGACCCUACGUAGUAAUCCAGUGUGAUAUGUACCUAAAGAUUUUUUUACUUCACUUUAUUCAUGAUAUACCCUAAGACAUACCAACACGCUAUGAUUAAUAAUUCAAUAUUAUUAGUUUAGAAAAUACAAUAUAUAGUAUCAAUAAAAAUACCUGUUCAGAGAAAAUACUAACUCAGAUAAAUUAUUUUUGGUGAAUUUAUUUGCACACUUAUGUUUUAUUAUUAUUUAUUAUUUACUUAUUGUUUAUAUUUUAUUAUAAAUUUGCUUAUUGAUGUUCUUUUUGAUUAUAAAUGACAUGAAAAUAUAUGCCUAUUGUAUUACAGUUACAAUCUCAUAUGAAUGGUAGCAAUUGUUUAUAUUAUUUGGAUGGCCAGUAGGCUCGAUGUUUUUUUUUUCAUUAAGGUUAGAAAAAAGCUAAUAAAAAUUGACUAAA